Aspergillus campestris IBT 28561 is the source of this 439-nucleotide messenger RNA. RefSeq lists its product as uncharacterized. The coding region runs from base 94 to 315 and encodes 73 amino acids. NCBI's taxonomy places the organism in Eukaryota, Fungi, Ascomycota, Eurotiomycetes, Eurotiales, Aspergillaceae. The transcript has a single exon. The record is from RefSeq and is a predicted model, not a curated record.
AGGAGGGUAUACAGAACGGUAUAUCAAGGAGAGUGUACCAAGUAAAAUCAAAUCAACCUGCUUCUAACCCACCGGAAAAGAAAGAACAAAUGAAUGAGAGAGUCAGUAGACAGAUCCAUAAACCCAUAUUGCUCCUGGUUGAACCGCAACACAACCUAUCGCCACACGCGCCCUUACGCAAGCACACACACACACACACACACACACACACACACACACACAGAGAGAGAGAGAGAGAGAGAGAGAGAGAGAGAGACACACAGACAGAGACACAAACACACACACACAGAGCAAGGGUCAGCUAGACAAUGCUAGAAAAAAGAAUUUAAAUAAAUAAUAAAUAUAUAUAAACCUCAAAGUGGUAUCAUGUCAUGAAGCAACGCAGCAAGACGAGAAGAAAAAGCAUUUCGAACGCCUGGGAUAUCAUCACCGAGUCGAA